AUGGUCAGCCUCACCUCACACCCAGUUCUCACUCUGGCCCCCUCAAAAACUGACCCAGACCUCUACCCCGUCUCCCCCACUGCAGGACAAGAUCAAGGAGGUCCGUUCCUCUCCACCGCUCGUCCCUUACACGGACCCCAACGAACGAACCGACGCGCACGUACCUCCUCCCCGACACCAGCUGACCCUGUACACCCCGUCGUCGCCCUUAGAAAUUGGCGUCUUUGCGAGCCGAGGCUGAUGCCGCUCAUGCGAGAGCAGAGGCGUGAGUGCAUUCUCUCGUCGCGAGGGGCGCGUUGAGUUAUGACGCGUUUCGCGUGGACGAGCGGUGGACCUUGGGGACAGUGACAUGGCGGUGCGGGUGCAAUGGUUUGCUACUCACUUGCGGGCUGCGAGGAUGCGGUCGAUCGACGGAGGAGUGUAGAGCCGUCCUUGGGUGGAUCGGAUCAGCCGUUCGUCGCUGUCGGGUUCCAUGACGUGGAGCCUGCAGUGCAGCCGCAGCCACAGCCAGCGCUAGUCGAUAGUCAGCUACGGCAACGACCUCCAGCUGACUCUACUCCGCAUCACGCUCCACCACCAGAGCCGAGGCCAAGAACAAGCAACUCGACCACGAACUCAUGACCAAAGACCAAGAGAUCGUGUCCCUCACGCACAAGAUCCAGAACCUCGAAGCCGACCUCGACAAGCUCGAGACCAAACUCGGCGAACACAAGUCCGUCUCGGAGGAUUCGGAACAGCACAAGUCCUCGGUCGAGAGUCUGUCGAGGAAGGUCGCACUUUUGGAGGGGGAGUUGGAUAAUGCCGAGAAGCAGUUGAAGGAGACCACUGACAAGUUGAGUGCCUUUUCGCAAGUUUGCGAUUCGCCGAUGAUGCAGAAGACUGACCGAAAGGUUCUCCUUGGCGUCUAGACUGCGCCAAGUCGACGUCAAGGCCGAACACUUUGAACGACAGGUCGCACGGGUCGAGCAGGAACGAGACCACAUGGAGAAGAAGGCCGAGGAGGCGCAGGAGAGGUACAACCAGGCCAAGCGCGAACUCGACGAGGUACGCCAAACGCGUUUCCAACCUUGGACAUUCGAUCCGGUUUACUGACGAUUCGUUCUCAACAGGUUGUCCAACAAAUGGAAUCCAUCUAA
Messenger RNA from Microbotryum saponariae, 1136 nucleotides. NCBI's taxonomy places the organism in Eukaryota, Fungi, Basidiomycota, Microbotryomycetes, Microbotryales, Microbotryaceae. The record is from the annotation of a GenBank genome assembly.